AUGGGUUCUCUUAUGGCAGGAUGGCACUCUCCAACCUUGGAUCCUGAAUCAGCUACAAAUGAGAGGAAUCGAUCGCUUACGAAAGAACAAAUUGAUGCUUACUGGAGCACAAAAGAGGAGACAGAGUCAGAACAUCUCAAAUCUAUUUCUAAAUUAUCUGAGACUAUUCAGACCCGCAAAUUGGAGGAUUCAGAGAAUUCUCGUAGGUCAACUACCGUGACCUUGAACCGCAUAGAGGAGUCCUUAGACAAAGAUUUUGUCAAGAAAAAUUGCUGGUGGACUAAGAGCAGCUGGGCAUUUCUGAAUGAACCGCCAGUGAUGGAAGCUUCUUCCAAAAACUAUGCUUCACAGUUUCACGUAGCCAACUUGAGAUCAACCAAAGCAAGAAAAUCAGCAACAAUGGGUUCUCUUAUGGCAGGAUGGGACUCUCCAACACUGGAUCCUCAAUCGGCUACAAUAGAGAGGAAUCGAUCACUCACCAACGAUGAAAUUAAUGCUUACUGGAGAGCGAAGAAAGAGACAGAGUUGGAACACCUCAGAGCUAUUUCCAAAUUAUCUGACACUGUUAAGGCUCACACAUUCAAGGACGCAGAGAAUUCUCACAAGUCCUUGACCGACAUAAAGGUGUCCUUAGGCAUGAAUGUUGACAAAAAAAGUUUGGAGCAGCUUAUGAACAAAAAUUGCUGGUGGACUAAGAGCAACUGGGCAUUUCUGAAUGAACCUCCAGUGAUUGAAGCUUCUUCCAACAACUAUGUUUCACAGUUUCACGUGGCUAACUUGGGAUCAUCCAAAUUUAAUUCACCAAAUAAGAUUAGUGCGUGA
Messenger RNA from Sphenostylis stenocarpa, 822 nucleotides. The record is from the annotation of a GenBank genome assembly. Lineage: Eukaryota; Viridiplantae; Streptophyta; Magnoliopsida; Fabales; Fabaceae.